This is a messenger RNA of Budorcas taxicolor (takin), 1809 nucleotides long. RefSeq names its product polo like kinase 1 (gene PLK1). Gene Ontology annotation, biological process: protein phosphorylation; mitotic cell cycle; regulation of cytokinesis. Gene Ontology annotation, molecular function: protein serine/threonine kinase activity; protein binding; ATP binding. The coding region runs from base 1 to 1809 and encodes 602 amino acids. NCBI's taxonomy places the organism in Eukaryota, Metazoa, Chordata, Mammalia, Artiodactyla, Bovidae. Gene Ontology annotation, cellular component: nucleus; centrosome; cytoplasm. The transcript is spliced from 10 exons. The record is from RefSeq and is a predicted model, not a curated record.
AUGAGUGCGGCGGCAACUGCAGGAAAGCUGGGGCGGGCACCAGCCGACCCAGGGAAAGCGCCCGGAGUUGCAGCUCCCGGGGCUCCGACGGCCGCCCCGCCGGCGAAAGAGAUUCCGGAGGUCCUAGUGGACCCCCGCAGCCGGCGGCGCUAUCUACGGGGUCGCUUUUUGGGGAAGGGUGGCUUUGCCAAGUGCUUUGAGAUCUCGGAUGCGGACACUAAGGAGGUGUUCGCGGGCAAGAUCGUGCCUAAGUCGCUGUUGCUCAAACCGCACCAAAAGGAGAAGAUGUCCAUGGAGAUAUCCAUUCACCGCAGCCUCGCUCACCAGCACGUCGUCGGCUUCCACGGCUUUUUCGAAGACAACGACUUCGUGUUCGUGGUGUUGGAGCUCUGCCGCCGGAGGUCUCUCCUGGAGCUGCACAAGCGGAGGAAAGCUCUCACGGAGCCCGAGGCCCGCUACUACCUGCGGCAGAUCGUUCUGGGCUGCCAGUACCUGCACGGAAACCGCGUUAUUCACAGAGACCUCAAGCUGGGCAAUCUCUUCCUGAACGAGGAUCUGGAGGUGAAAAUAGGGGAUUUUGGACUGGCAACCAAAGUGGAGUAUGACGGGGAACGGAAGAAGACCCUGUGCGGGACUCCUAAUUACAUAGCUCCUGAGGUGCUGAGCAAGAAAGGGCACAGUUUCGAGGUGGACGUAUGGUCCAUUGGGUGCAUCAUGUAUACCUUGUUAGUGGGCAAGCCACCUUUUGAGACCUCUUGCCUAAAAGAGACCUACCUCCGGAUCAAGAACAAUGAAUACAGUAUUCCCAAGCACAUCAACCCCGUGGCCUCCUCUCUCAUCAAGAAGAUGCUUCAGCCAGAUCCCAGUGCCCGUCCAACCAUUCACGAGCUGCUCAAUGACGAGUUUUUCACUUCCGGCUAUAUCCCUGCUCGCCUCCCCAUCACCUGCCUCACCAUUCCACCGAGGUUUUCAAUCGCUCCCAGUAGCCUGGACCCCAGCAACCGGAAGCCUCUCACCAUCCUCAAUAAAGGCAUGGAGAACCCCGUGCCUGAACGUCCCCGAGAGAAAGAGGAACCAGUGGUGCGGGAGGCCAGUGAGCCCGUCGACUGCCACCUCAGCGACAUGUUGCAGCAGCUGCACAGCGUAAACGCCUCCAAGCCCUCGGAGCGGGGGCUUGUGAGGCAAGAGGAGGCCGAGGACCCUGCGUGCAUCCCCAUCUUCUGGGUCAGCAAGUGGGUGGACUAUUCGGACAAGUAUGGCCUCGGGUACCAGCUGUGUGACAACAGCGUCGGGGUGCUCUUCAACGACUCCACACGCCUCAUCCUCUACAAUGACGGUGACAGCCUACAGUAUAUCGAGCGUGACGGCUCAGAGUCCUACCUCACUGUGAGCUCCCACCCCAACUCCUUGAUAAAGAAGAUCACCCUCCUGAAGUAUUUCCGAAACUACAUGAGCGAGCACUUGCUGAAGGCGGGCGCCAACAUCACACCUCGGGAAGGCGACGAGCUGGCCCGGCUCCCCUACCUGCGGACCUGGUUCCGUACCCGCAGUGCCAUCAUCCUGCACCUCAGUAACGGCUGUGUGCAGAUCAACUUCUUCCAGGACCACACCAAACUCAUCCUGUGCCCACUGAUGGCCGCCGUGACCUACAUCGACGAGAAGCGGGACUUCCGUACAUACCGCCUGAGCCUCCUGGAGGAGUACGGCUGUUCCAAGGAGCUGGCCAGCCGGCUGCGCUACGCCCGUGCCAUGGUGGACAAGCUGCUGAGCUCGCGCUCGGCUGCCAACCGCCUCAAGGCCUCCUCAUAG